GGGAAGCGGGUAGGAGGCCACAUGGUCAGGCCAGGGAGGGCCUUGCGCUUCAGGAGCCAAGGCCGUGGGCACUCUCACGGGUCCCUGUGGGCCAGUGUGAGAGCCAGAGCCAGCCACAGGUGGGAGGAGCUGUGCGGGUCAUAACACCCUCUGCUAACAAUGACCUCAUUACCUGUGACUCGGGCCAGCGCAGGCCCUGCGUUUCAUUUCAUCCUCACGAUUUCCUGCCGGAGGGCUACUAUUCUUAUGCCCAUUCACGCUCUGAAAGGGAGGUGGUGGAAACCCAGAGAGGCGCAGUGACUUGUCCCACGCGGCCCAGCUGGUAAACUGCAGAGUCAGGAUUUGAACCCAGCCAGUUUGGCUCUGAUGGCCACUCUCUUAAUCACAGCUGCUUCCCAUGCGACAGAAAUGGGUGCUGAGGACAGAGUUAAGAUUAGAGGUAGAUGAGUGCAGGAGAAAGAUAAGAGUGGGGAAGAAAUAAUAGGGAAACGCUGGGCACAAAGAGAGACGAGGCAGGGAAGAGACAGGGAGCAUUACUUUGCCCAGGAGAGGCCUCAGGCCGUGGGCGGCAGGCAGGGGCUCAGGCUCUCUGCUCACUUGGCCACAGAGGGGCUUCGUUUCCCUCAGCGGCCACCUUGCUGCGUGGAUGACACCUUCCCAUCCGGCCUGUCCCCGGAGCCCUACGGCAUCCUCCUCAGCAGCAGGCCACUGGGCUUCACGGGAAGCGCGCUCUCUUUCUCUAUUUGGCAUUGAAACUCACAGCCCUCCCUUUUCCUGUAGGUGGGGUUUCCAUAGGAAAAAGCUGCUUCUCUGUUUCCCCAGCCUAGCAACUGUUUGGAAGUCAGAUCCCCACAUCCUGCUCUACUGGGUCAAGUCCUUCUUGGACCGGCUCUUGCCCAUCACUGGCUGCAGUGGACCAACGGGUGCCCCUGGCAAUUUACUUCAUCGGUGCUGGGUCCUCUUGGAUCUCUUCAGAUGAAGAUGGCCUUGCUUGGGAAUCCUGCUAGUUCCAUCAUCAUCUAAUUAUGGGACAAGGCUGUGCCAGCAGGUCUGGGGGCAGAACGGGGCUAAUCGAGCCCCCCCAGAAACACUGGAGGACUUCCCAGCCUUUGGAGACCUCUAGCGGUUUCUGCAUCUAGCCCAUUCUGGCGGUAAGCAUGAUGCAACUCCUGCGACUUUUGCUGGGGCUUUUGGGGCCAGGUGGCUACUUGUUCCUUUCAGGGGAUUGUCAGGAGGUGACCACUCUCACUGUGAAAUACCAAGUGUCAGAGGAAGUGCCUCCUGGGACGGUGAUUGGGAAGCUGUCCCAGGAACUGGGCUGGGAGGAGAGACGUGGGCGAGGGGGCGCUGCCUUCCAGGUCUUGCAGCUGCCUCAGGAGCUCCCCAUCCAGGUGGACUCUGAGGAUGGCUUGCUUAGCACGGGAAGGCGGCUGGACCGAGAGCAGCUUUGCCGGCAGCGGGACCCCUGCCUGGUUUCCUUUGACGUGCUUGCCACAGGGGAUUUGGCUCUCAUCCAUGUGGAGAUCCAGGUGCUGGACAUCAAUGAUCACCAGCCACAGUUUCCCAAAGGUGAGCAGGAGCUGGAAAUCUCUGAGAGUGCCUCUCUGCACACCCGGAUCCCCCUGGACAGAGCUCUGGACCCAGACACUGGCCCCAACACCCUGCACUCCUACUCCCUGUCUCCCAGUGAGCACUUUGCCCUGGAUGUCAUCGUGGGGCCUGAUGAGACCAAACACGCAGAACUCGUGGUGGUGAAGGAGCUGGACCGGGAAAUCCACUCGUUUUUUGACCUGGUGUUGACUGCCUAUGACAGUGGGAACCCCCCCAAGUCAGGCACCAGCUUGGUCAAAGUCAACGUCCUGGACUCCAAUGACAACAGCCCUGUGUUUGCUGAGAGCUCACUGGCACUGGAAAUCCAAGAAGAUGCUGCCCCUGGUACUCUCCUCAUAAACUUGACCGCCACAGACCCUGACCAAGGCCCCAACGGGGAGGUGGAGUUCUUCUUCAGUAAGCAUGUGCCUCCAGAGGUGCUGGACACCUUCAGUAUUGAUGCCAAAACGGGCCAGGUGAUUCUGCGUCAACCCCUAGACUACGAGAAGAAUCCUGCCUAUGAGGUGCAUGUCCAGGCAAGGGACCUGGGUCCCAAUCCCAUCCCAGCCCAUUGCAAAGUCCUCAUCAAGGUUCUGGAUGUCAAUGACAAUGCCCCAAGCAUCGACAUCACAUGGGCCUCCCAGCCCUCAAUGGUGUCAGAAGCUCUCCCCAAGGACAGUUUCAUUGCUCUCAUCAUGGCAAACGACUUGGACUCAGGAAACAAUGGUCUGGUCCACUGUUGGCUGAGACAAGAGCUGGGCCACUUCAAGCUGAAAAGGACCAAUGGCAACACGUACAUGCUGCUAACCAAUGCCACGCUGGACAGAGAGCAGUGGCCCAAAUAUACCCUCACUCUGUUCGCCCAAGACCAGGGUCCUCAGCCCUUAUCAGCCGAGACACAGCUCAGCAUUCAGAUCAGUGAUGUAAACGACAAUGCACCCGUGUUUGAGAAGAGCAGGUAUGAGGUCUCCACCAAGGAGAACAACCAACCCUCUCUUCACCUCAUUACCAUGAAAGCUCACGAUGCAGACUUGGGCAUUAAUGGACAAAUCUCAUAUCGAAUCCAGGACUCCCCAGUUUCUCAUUUGGUAGCCAUUGAUUCAGACACGGGAGCGGUCAUUGCUCAGAGGUCACUGGACUAUGAACAGAUGGCCCGCUUUGAGUUCCACGUGAUUGCAGAGGACAGGGGACAGCCCCAGCUCUCAUCCAGCAUCUCUGUAUGGGUCAGCCUCCUGGACGACAACGAUAAUGCCCCAGAGGUGAUUCAUCCCCUACUCAGUGAUGGAAAAGCCAGCCUCUCAGUGCUUGUAAAUGCCUCCACCGGCCACCUUCUGGUGCCCAUUGAGACUCCCAAUGGCUUGGGUCCAGUGGGUGCUGACAUAGCAUCACUGGCCACCCACAGCUCCCAGCCAUUCCUUUUGGUGACCAUUGUGGCACAAGACGCAGACUCAGGGGCAAACGGAGAGGUCCUUUACAGCAUUCAGAGUGGGAAUGAAGCCCGCCUCUUUGUUCUCAGCCCCCACCUGGGGCAGCUGUUCAUCAACAUCACCAAUGCCAGCAGCCUCAUUGGGAAAGAGUGGGAGCUAGAGAUAGUGGUAGAAGACCGUGGCAGCCCCUCCUUACAGACCCAAGCCCUGUUGAGGGUCUCGUUCGUCACCAGUGUGGACCACCUGAGGGACUCAGCCCAUGAUCCUGGGGCCCUGAGCACAUCAGUGCUGACAGUGAUUUGCCUUGUUGUCCUGCUGGCCAUCUUCGGGCUGAUCUUGGCUCUGGUCAUGUCCAUCUGUCGCACGGAAAAGAAGGACAACAGGGCCUAUAAUUGUCGGGAGGCUGAAUCCACCUACCGCCUCCAGCCCAAGAGACCCCAGAAACACAUUCAGAAGGCAGACAUCCACCUCGUGCCUGUGUUCAGGGGCCAGGUGGAUGAGCCUGGUGAAGUGGGGCAGCCCCCGAAGGAUGUGGGCAAGGAAGCAAUAAUGGAAGCAGGCUGGGACCCCUGCCUGCAGACCCCCUUUCACCUCACUCCGACCCUGUACAGGACCCUGCGUAAUCAAGGCAACCAGGGAGCACUGGCCGAGUGUCCAGAGGUGCUGCAGGACACGGUCAACCUCCUUUUCAAUCACCCCAGGCAGAGGAACGCUUCCCGGGAGAACCUGAACCUUCCCGAGCCCCAGCCUGCACUGGGCCAGCCCCACUCGAGGCCCCCGAAGGUGGCAGGCAGCCCCACAGGGAGGCCGCCUGGAGACCAGGGCAGCGAGGAGGUCCCACUGAGCCCACCAGCUACCUCUGCAACCCUGAGGCGGCAGCGAAAUCUCAAUGGCAAAGUGGCCCCUGAGAAAGAGUCAGGCCCCCGACAGAUCCUGCGGAGCCUGGUCCGGCUGUCUGUGGCUGCCUUCGCCGAGAGGAAUCCUGUAGAGGAGCUCACUGUGGAUUCACCUCCUGUUCAGCAAAUCUCCCAGCUGCUGUCCUUGCUGCAUCAGGGCCAAUUCCAGCCCAAACCAAACCACCGGGGAAAUAAGUACUCGGCCAAGCCCUGCGGCGGCAGGAGUCCAAUCCCAGACACAGAUGGCCCAGGUACCAGGGCUGGUGGCCAGGCAGAACCAGACCAGGAAGAAGGACCCUUGGACCUUGAAGAGGACCUCUCUGUGAAGCAGCUGCUAGAAGAAGAGCUGUCAAGCUUGCUGGACCCCAAAAAAGGUCUGGCCCUGGACCGGCUAAGUGCCCCAGACCCCGCCUGGAUGGCCAGGCUCUCUUUGCCCCUUGCCACCAACUACCGCGACAACGUGUUCUCCCCGGACACCGCGGCCUUGGAGGAGCCGAGGACCUUCCAGACAUUCGGCAAGGGCUCGGGGCCAGAGCUGAGCCCGGCCGGCACGCGGCUGGCCAGCACCUUCCUCUCGGAGAUGAGCUCGCUGCUGGAGAUGCUGCUGGAGCAGCGGGCCAGCGUGCCCGUGGAGGCCGCCUCCGAGGCGCUGCGGCGGCUCUCCGUGUGCGGGAGGACCCUCAGCCUAGACCUGGCCACCAGUGGGGCCUUGGGCACGGACGUCCAGGGGGGCCCAGGUGGAAAGAAGGGGGCCGAGGGCAGGACCAGCAGUAGCAGCAGCAGCAGGGGCCUGUGGAUCCGGGAACCAGGGGCCCCAGGAGAUGUUAGAGAGCCCAGGCCCUGAGGAUCCUUGGACAUACUCUGAUUUCUAAACUUGUUGAACUCUGAGCAGAGGUGGCUUGAGAACUUCAGGGUGACUGAUGACACCCUACAGAGGGGGCAGGGGCCCAAGGAUUAGCAGCUGGCUGACCAAAGCAGCCCCUUGCUGGGAGCUAGCUGAAUUUUUUGGAGAAUGGAGAUAGUUUGUGGGCAAGUGUUUGCUGGCAAAACACAUGCAGAGCACAGAAGGCAGGUCCUCGGCGGAAGAGAUGCCAAGGAGCGUCACAAGCAAGACAGGACAGCCUUAUUGCAUACCGGGAGGUGGGGGCUGGAUCCUGGGGUGCCAGGCGAAGCCCUCUGACCUACUAAUAAAGGAAAAGCAGUGGCUUGUUCCCCUGAGUACACCUCCCACGGGGAAUGAGUGACAGAGCGAUGGUUCUUUGCUCCCCUCCCUGUCAAGUGGGUCAGGCUGGGCCUGGACAGGAGCUGGGCCUGGACAGGAGUGUGCAGUGUCAGGUACAUGAUGGGCAUGUGCACUCUUCACCCCACUCCUCUAUUGCCGUGAUAUCAAAUAAUCUGCUUCUCAGCUGGAAAAUCAGGGCUAAGAAAAGAGUGACUAUUUAUAGAGAGCAUUUACGUGAGCCAGGCACCAGGCUUACAAUAGAAUUUAAUUAAUAAUUUCUUGACAACCCUGAGAGGGAGGUGUUAUUAUCCCCAUUCCACAGAUAAGGAUCUGAGCCUUGGAGGGGCUGAGUGUCUUGCCCUAGAUCAAGCAGAGAGGAGAGGCAGAGCCAGGAUCUGGAGCCAGGUUUGUCCAACACCAAAACUCAUGCCCAUGCCCUUGACCUUGACACUAGGCUGCCAGCCAAGGAAAGGAUCAGGAAAGCCCCCACAGGUGAGCUUUUGCCAGUAGUGGAACUGUUUGAGCUCCCCUCCAGAAACUGCUGAAGAAAGUUCCCAAGCUGCUCAGGCCUGCAUGUCUUUACACUUCCAAGCCCAGAGUAAAGGGUCCUGGAUCUGACCUGCUGCAGGCCUGGGCCUCUGCAGAAUCCUGUCCUUUCCCAGUGAGCAGCCCGUCACUUACAGAAGUCACCUUCCCAGAAACCACCGUUUGUAGGUAAAUAUUCCUGUCACAGCAGGUGUGGGCCUGUGAAUUCAGGCCGAGAGGAGGGUGUGAACCGGCUCUGUGAAAUGGACACUGACAGCGGCAAACCUUCCAAGGGGAGGAGGGAGUGAAGAAAGAGCAAAUAUUUCCCCAGGGCUCAGCCGCAAUGUUUUCCUGGAAAUUUCCAAGCUGUCAUUCAGCUAGCUUCUCGGUAGCCUGGGGCCCUCCUGGACACUGAGGGCAAAAAGUCCUCCUUUUGUUCUCCUGUGGAGCUCAGUACUCACUUCGCUGUCCACAUAAAUGGGUCCUUCAUGCUCCUAACUAGGGCUACUGGAAGCCACGCAUACUUAGGAUCCAGCGAGGCUUCCUUAUCCCACUGCUCUGUUUUACAGAUGAGGAAAAUGAGCCCCCAAAAGCAAUGUGUUUCAGGGGCAGGGUCUCUGGGUCUCUGAUCUCCUCACUCAAGGCGAGAGUGUUCUCCUUAUAAGAUCUGUGAUUUUCAAGCUGUUGGGUUCCCGUCAAUGAGAGGCCAGGGACAUGAAGCAGGCAGGGUCUCCAGCCUGACCAGCCAGGUACCCACACAAAGCAACAUAUGGUGAAUACUCACUGAAUGAAUGAGUGAAUGAAUGAAUGAAUGAAUGAACAGUGCUUCAGAGUCCCUUUUACCUAUAUUGGAGCUCCAGGUAAGACUCUAUUAGGAAAAAAAAGGUUCCAUAUGUGAAAGCAAGCUUGAAAACCACAGCACUGGACAGUGCUGACCUCCCAUUUACUAUUGGAUUUUCAGUGCAGAGCUGAUGUUGGAAGGGUGGGGAAGAGAGACGGGGGGAGAAGGUGACCUGAGGAACCUUGAACCAUGGCUGGCAACUGGAUCAUUGGAUACACUGGAUCACUGCCUCCUUCUAUUUCAAAAGUCCUAAAUCUGUAGUCCUUGGACCCCCCUGCAUACUAGGCAAAACUUUGUGUACAGGCAUUUUUCUAAGCAGAAGAUACAAAAUUCUCAUCAGAUUCUCAAAGGAACAGAUGACCUAUAAAAGGUUGUGCAGCACUGCUCUAAGUCACGAUCUAAACCUCCACAGACAUGGGUAAUUUUAGUUAUAAGGAGUCUGAACAUUUUAUAGCAAGGAAAUGGCAGGACAGAAAAGGCUGACUGGCCCAAAGCCACGGGGCAGGUUUGCUGCUGGGCUAGGAUCUGGAUCUGGGAUUUAAUAUAUCUUUAUUGAUUUCAGAGAG
Molecule: messenger RNA, 7067 nt
Organism: Miniopterus natalensis
Lineage: Eukaryota; Metazoa; Chordata; Mammalia; Chiroptera; Miniopteridae
Gene: PCDH12
Product: protocadherin 12
Biological process (GO): homophilic cell-cell adhesion
Cellular component (GO): plasma membrane
Molecular function (GO): calcium ion binding
Source: RefSeq, a predicted model, not a curated record